This is a messenger RNA of Besnoitia besnoiti, 1491 nucleotides long. RefSeq lists its product as uncharacterized. Lineage: Eukaryota; Apicomplexa; Conoidasida; Eucoccidiorida; Sarcocystidae. The record is from RefSeq and is a predicted model, not a curated record. The transcript is spliced from 4 exons. Bases 1 to 1491 code for a protein of 496 amino acids.
AUGUUUUUUCUGGAUCCCGCCGCGGUCUGCUGCUGCGCGGCGACUUGCUGCUGCAGCGUGGGCGGCAUCUGCGCCUACCGAAAUCGCAAGUCGAUUCCUCACCCGUCAGAAUGUGCGCUGAUAGGCAAAGUCUACCGCAUCUGCGGCUGCCACGACCACUCGAAAUUUGACAUGCUCGUAGAGGUCCACGAAAUCCACAACCUCUCGCAGUCGGGCAAGUACUACGUCGAGCUCCACGCAGGGCGCUUCGACGUGCGAACUGGCGUCUGCUCUGCGAAAAAAGGUCGCGUCGAUAUACAGGAACGGCUGAGCCUCCACGUGCGCCAAGUCGACAGUCUCGUCGUUGUGCGGGUCAAGAAGCAGGGUCUCGUCUCCGCCGAAGAUUUCGGCGAUGCCUCGAUAGCCGUUAAGUCCGAGCUGCUCGACGCAGGCUUCCCUAAACGCCAGCCGUUUCUUUGUCAAAAAGACGGAAAGACAACAUGCAAAGUCGUGCUGUCCUUCCAUCGUCUGGACACCGCCAAUGUGAAUCUUGGGGACUUCCAGAUGAGCCCGCUGCUGUACCAAGCGCUGCUGCAGGCGCAGUACGAGGCGGAGGCGCGAGGCGAAACGCUCCACGUAGACGUGUAUAACAUGACAGACGCUGAGCGACUCCGAUUUCUAUCCAAGGUUCUCGAGGGGCCGUUGAAGCAAAUGGGUUCCCUUGGUGGCUCCUGGAAAAGCUUUUACUUCCGCGCAGUUGAACGGAAAAACGGAAAGUGGGAGUGGCAAUACUGGGACUCCAAAGACGACUGUGUGAGUGGCGUGAAGAAGCGCGGGUCCUACUCCUUCAUGGCGAUCUCGCUGGUCCUUCCCGACAAACAUGACCGUCAGUGUUUUUAUUUGCGCUAUCAUGAUACCAGAGGCGCACACGACCUCUUUUUCAAGCGCGUGGAUCGAGACCGCAAUUUGUGGUCUGAUGGUCUCUUCGAGUUCAUUGAAAAGUUGCGCGAGUAUCUCGAGAAGCAUCCUGAGGCAGCAAUGCAGGGCGCCGUGCGGCACGAUUCGCCACGCAAAGAAAAAAAGCGAGGAGACGAUGGAGGCAGCCGAACGCCGAGGCAUCGUGACGGCUCUUCGCGAAGUCCGCGUAAGAAGGAUGUCGCCAGCGUUGAAGGCGACGCGUCGAGGAGGAGUCGGAGCCCCAGGGCUUCGGAGGGAAGGACGAACCGAAGUCAGGUAGAUACGGCAGACUUGUUGGAGAAGCGACGCGUCCUCUCGCCAAGGCAAACCGCCGCGGAAGAGGUUUUGAGACCCCGCGUCUCGGUCCUGAAAGGACGAAUGAUCGACGGGCUCAUGUACGACGGAUCCGCUCAUGUCGCGGACGAAGCGGCGCAGGAACAAGCAGGUCUCUCGCCCGGAGGGAUGUCACGAAGGAGAGAGAACUCAGAGAGACAAAGAUUUGAACAAGAGGAAGAAGAGCCGCUGCUGCACAGCGGAGAGCAGGCGCGUCCAUGA